ACUUUCGUAAUGGGUUUCUUGUGCAGAGCGCCGCAGCGCACGCGGGGGGACCGAGCUUCUUCUUCAAGGGAGAAACUGAUGAAUGAGGGGAAAGCGGCCAAGCCCUGCCCCGCGUCUCACUAUCACUUCAAGCAGACUCGAGCUUUUUCGCCCGGGAGGGACACGUGGAAGAGACCGGGGCACCGAAGGAACUGUGUGUGGGAUUUAGUUCGUUGGUGAGGCUGCAGAUUGCAACCAGCUAGACGCCCCUGCGCCCCCGCCUCCCUUUCCACCCGUUUUGUGGAACCACAGUGGCCUUCAGGUGCAUAGUGUGGCCAUGCUGAGGUAGCAGCAGCCUCCAGGUCAGGAUGUCUGCUGAAGAAGAGGAGCCUCUGAACGGGAGGAAGACCACGAAAGAGAUUUUCUAUGUUACUGAUGAAGACGAGGACAGCGAUGAUGACAGCGAUGAGUGGAUACCUGACCAGCCCCACAGCGCCCCCUUCAGCUCCGACAAUGAGACUCAGGAAGGCGACGGGGCCGCGUGGCGGUGCACCCCGCCCCCAUCUACCUCACCUUCGGGGGAGCCUGUGCUCCAUCCGCCCUCCUCCCAGUCCGUGUCCAGGUCCCGCUCCAGGCCGGCCAGCCAAAGCCCCGCCUCUCCCUCCGCCCUGGCAGGAACCAAGAAGAGGAGCUCCAAACCGGCACACAUGAGACGCAACAUCAGGAAGUUACUGAGGGAGCAUCAGUUGGAGUCGGUGACCAAAGCCGCCCAGCAGGACGAGUUGGAGAGAAGGCGACGUCUGGAGCAGCACAGCAAGCAGGAUUUCCCCGUGCCACGACUGCCUGAAUACACCGCUGGUGAAGUGACGUCGUCAUCAUCGGUGGCGCAGCAAGAGGCGGAGUCGAUCCGACCGGGAGUGAUCUGCCUGGACUCCAGCAGCGACCAAGAGAGCAACGCAUCCGGCCGCGAUGCCUCGCAGCGCUCGCACAAACCCGACGUGAUCGAUCUAUGCUCGGGCGAGGACGACGCCCUCGUCAGCGUCGGCGGCGAGGAAGAAGAGAGCGAGCCGAGCGGCGUGCACAGCGACGACGCCCUCAACCUCCCCGACCCCCAGGGCAGGGUGCUGGUCAACUUGGGCCAUCCGACCGCAGAGAAGGACAUUUUCCUGCCGCCUCAGCUGGCGCGAGCAGUCAAACCUCACCAGAUCAGUGGAAUCCGUUUCCUCUACGACAACCUGGUGGAGUCGGUGGAGCGGUUCGGCAGCAGCAGCGGGUUUGGCUGCAUCCUCGCCCACAGCAUGGGCCUGGGCAAAACGCUGCAGGUCAUCUCCUUCAUCGACAUCCUGUUGAGACACACCCAGGCUCGCACCGUCCUCGCCAUCGUACCUGUGAACACGCUGCAGAACUGGCUGUCGGAGUUCAAUAUGUGGGUCCCGCCCCCGGAGGCGUUACCUCCAGAGACCGACCCGGGACGGGUGACUCCUCGGGCCUUCAAGGUUCACAUCCUCAACGACGAACACAAGAACACGGCGUCCAGGGCCAAGGUGGUGGAGGACUGGGCUCAGGACGGCGGGGUGCUGCUGAUGGGCUACGAGAUGUACCGCCUCCUGACGCUGAAGAAGAGCUUCGUGACUGGGAGGAAGAAGAAGGGCAAGAAAACUACGGGACCUGUCGUCAUCGACCUGGACGAAGAGGACCGGCAGCAAGAGCUGCUCAAAGGUAUUGAGCGAGCCUUGGCCCGGCCCGGUCCCGACGUGGUGAUAUGUGACGAAGGUCACCGCAUCAAGAACUGCCACGCCAGCACGUCGCAAGCCCUGAAGAGCAUCCAAACCAGACGCCGCGUGGUCCUCACCGGCUAUCCCCUCCAGAACAACCUGAUCGAGUACUGGUGCAUGGUCGACUUUGUCCGACCCGACUUCCUAGGAACGAGGCAGGAGUUCAGCAACAUGUUUGAGCGUCCCAUUCUGAACGGGCAGUGUGUGGACAGCACGCCUCAGGACGUCCAGCUGAUGAGGUACAGGAGCCACGUCCUGCACAGCCUGCUGGAGGGCUUCGUACAGAGGCGAGGUCAUGACGUCCUGAAGGACCAGCUUCCCUCGAAGGAGGAGCAUGUGAUCCUGGUGCGUCUGUCUCCCCUGCAGAGGGCGCUCUACACAGAGUUCAUGAACCGUUUCAGGGAGGCAGGAAACUCCGGCUGGCUCAGCCUCAACCCACUGAAGGCUUUCUGUGUCUGCUGCAAGAUUUGGAACCAUCCGGACGUGCUGUAUGAGGCCUUGCAGAAGGAAAACAUGGCCAGUGACCACGACCUAGACCUUGAUGACAUCCCUUCCACAGGUCUCACCCGAUGUCCAACCGCACCCAGUCAAAAGUCCAAGCCCAUUGAGAACCCCAACCCCAUUGGUGGACUAAGUCUUAACCAGCUGCAGGAGAAAGCCAAUCAGGUCAUCACUUACGAAUGGGCUAAGGACAUCCUGUAUGACUACAAGCCAGGCCACCUGGAGAACUCAGCGAAAAUGGUGCUGCUGUUCCAUCUGAUAGAGGAGAGCGUCAGGAAGGGAGACAAGAUCCUCGUCUUCAGUCAGUCUCUGUCAACACUGACAGUGAUUGAGGAUUUUCUGGCUAAGAGACCAGUGCCUCCAUCGCCCAACGCACCCAGCAGGGACCGACCCAACCAGAACUGGGUCCGCAACCUCAACUACUACAGACUCGACGGAAGCACGACGGCCUCAGAGAGAGAGAGGCUUAUAAACCUGUUCAACGCUCCGUCCAACACCUCAGCGUGGGUUUUCCUGCUGUCGACUAGGGCUGGUUGUCUGGGCGUGAACCUGAUUGCGGCGAAUCGCGUGGUGGUCUUUGACGCUUCCUGGAACCCGUGCCACGACGCCCAGGCCGUGUGUCGCGUCUACCGCUACGGCCAGAGGAAACGGUGCCAUAUCUACCGGCUGGUGUGCGACUUCACGCUGGAGAAGAAGAUCUACGACCGGCAGAUCUCCAAGCAGAGCAUGUCAGACCGGGUGGUGGAUGACCUGAGCCCUGUGCUGACCUUCACCAGGAGGGAGGUGGAGUCUCUUCUUCACUUCGUGGAUGAGGAGCCGGACCCCUCCCAGGUCCUACUGCAGUCCCACGACAGCGUGGAGAGCGUCCUCCGGAAGGCUCUGCACCUCUACCCUCAGCUGAUUACCAAGCAACCAUUCCCUCAUGAGUCCCUGCUGAUAGACCGCAAAGAGCUUAGGCUGACCAAGGUGGAGAAGAAAGCAGCAAGGAAAGGUUACGAAGAGGAGAAGAGGGCAUCUGUGCCAUACACCCGCCCUUCCUACGCUCACUACUACCCUGCCAGUGACCAGAGCCUCACCAACAUCCCUGCCUUCAGUCAGAGGAACUGGCGUCCACCUCCUCGGCCUGAGGAGAAGCCGGUCACCAGUGUCCGCCCGGUCCAGACAACCCCAGUUCCCAUGGUGCCCCGGCAGGCGUCUGCAGGCUCUGCUCCGAGAGACGACUCGUCUGAGUCCAGCAUCGGAGGCUUUCCUGUCAACUGCCUGCAAAAAGCCGGGGUGUUUGUACAGAGGAUCGUCACCACUUCUGAUAUCGUGAUUCCAGGCACCAACAGCUCGACUGAUGUCCAGGCCAGGAUCACAGCUGGAGAGAGCAUCCACAUCAUCAGGGGCACUAAAGGGACUUACAUCAGGUCCUCCGAUGGUCGAAUCUUUGCCAUCAGAGCAGCUAAUAAGGCCAAGACUGCCGAGGAGAUUACCACAGCGCCUCCAAAAGAAUCUCAGGCCCUACCCGAGGAAGUGUCAACCAAUAGCGGUAACGGUUGCCUGUCACCUGACGGGAAGAAGCAGCCCCGCCCCAUUUCACCCGACAGCCCGGAGAUCAUCAGCGAGUUGCAGCGCUACACGACUGGCACGGCAGCCGGCACCGCCUUAGGCUCCGGGGCUGCGCCGGAGACGGCAGCAGAGGGCAGCGUGAGCCACCUGCCUGCCGCCAAAACGGCCCCGACCAACGGCAGCGGUUUUGCACCCCGAAAUCUGAGCCACCAUGAUGCCUCUGUGACUAACGUAAUCCAGCCCACUGUAGCCCAAGACCUGAGGGCAGGCUCCAAGCGCAAAGCCUGCAGCCCGUCCCCGGAUGAGCGUCCCAGUAAGCAGCCGUCCACAGGCCAACACUCCUCGGCCCCUCUGGCCCCACAAGGCUUCCCCUUCACCGGGGGCUACGGCCUCCCUUCUCUGGGCCUCAGCCCUGCCGUGCUGGGUGGCACACUGGGGAACCCGCUCUUCGUGGGGGCGGGCUCGCCUUACUUCCCGCCCCCCCACGCUCAACUGAGGGACCCCGGCUACAUGUACCCGGAUCUGUUCGGCUUCGGCGGCGCCGCAGCCUCCUCCUCUUCCGCCUCCUCGUCCACGACGACUACUGCGCCCGCCGCCUCAUCUUCCUCGGCGGCGGCCAAAGCCGCCAGUUCCGUCCCAGGAGCACUGCCGCCGUUCAUGCUGAGCCCCAGCAUGGUGGGCAUGGCCGGGAUGCUCAUGCCAGGCUUCCCUCUCUCUUACAGUCAGUCCCUGGCUAGCCUGUACACGGGGUCGAUGCUCCCCGGUGGCCUGCCGUGUCCGGCCGCCACCCCAGGUCCAGCCGGAGCCAGCUUCCUCUCCCAGUUCCCUUCCAGUGCUGCUGCCUGCAGUUCCUCCUCAUCUUCUCCUUCGUCCUUCUGCCCCUCUGUGCGGUCCGAGGACCACCGGGGCACGGUGCUGGUGAAUGGCAGGAACGGCAGCGGCGGCGGCAGCAGUUCCGACGAGGACGAUGACGUCGUUGAAGUGAGGGGACAGUGACGGGCGAAUGAGAGACAAUCGCCGCCGCUGCUGCUCUCUACUGCCUUGGAGAAAAAGGUCUGAAUGUCCAGCCUUUCUUCAUCCCCAAAGAGCGUCAAAUCUUAAUGAUGGAUAUCAAAAGAUGAAGCUUGAGCAAGAAGAAAACGCUGCCGAUUGGGGAAGAAAAUAAAAAUCUGAAGACUCUUUCAAGUUACUCUCAAAUACAAGCAUUGAAAUAAUACUGUGGAGUUUGGGCCUGCUGUGACCACAGAUGGCCACUAGUUGUGGCGUUGGAGACUAGUUGUGCAGCUUUGCUAAAUGUGGACUUUACUUUUUCUUUUCCAAUUAAUAAGAUGACGUCGUUUGAGUUGCUUGAUCAUUGGCUCAGCUGGUAGUAACAGUUGUUUAAAUAUCAGUAUCUGAAAUGGUAUUGUUAAUCAGUAGUUGAAUAUUGCUACUGUUUCUUCAAAUGGUGAAAAAGGUAAAAAGCUCAAACAGAACUUAUUAAAAGCAUUUUAAUAGAACUUAACAAUUCACUGCCAGGACAGGGGUAUUGUAUGUUUUUGGCUGAAGUUAAAGACAAUUACUGAAACCUCAAAUUUCCUAUGAAAGAAUGUACGCUUAAUCAAAUGCCUUCAAACCAGGCCUUUUUCAAAUAGACUCUUUCUAUUCAGGCCUCAGACGAGGUAAGAUCUGAUUUUUCUUUUGUUUUUUUUGCAUUUUAUAAAUACACAGAAAAACCAUUGCCUAAAAGCAUCCAGGUGAAAAUGAGGAAAACAAAACUGUUGUUGUGAGGUGUCCUCCUCGUAGCGGAGAAACCACCAACAGAAAAUGCCUUUUUGCCUCCAUCUUUCUGAAUGUUAACUGUGAGAGAAGAGAGCGGCCCCUGCGACUCUCUGGAUCUCACCCACAGUCUUACUGUAGCCUAGCGAAAAGCGAUGCAAAACACUCACUCAAGCCUAUAUACUGUUUGUGUUGGUAGAGCCCCAGAGGAAUUACUCUUGCAAACCGCCGCUUUGGUUACGCUUGUGUCGUCACUGUGUCCGUGUGUCGUGUUCUUGAGGGUUACAAAAGGAAUCGUUUAAAGGAAGCGGAAAUAUUGAAUCUCUCGUUUUGUUCCUUUUUGGUAACGGGGAGAAGCUGCUCUUCUGUUUUUAUUUCCCAUGUCUGAUCUCAUUUUGUGAACCCAAACUGUUUUUUUUUUUUUUCUUUGAACGGGACGGUGUAGCUUUGCCAACAUUUUAGAAAUGCACAAGCACAUCGGGGACCUGCAUCAAAGAGGAUCGUGUCUUAGGAGACCAAACGAUGUAGAGCAGAUUUGAACUCCAGCGCAGCGGCACGGCCUUUCUGCAGCCUCCUCCCAGUACAUAUCCAUCCCUGUGUACCACCUCGCAGGGUCACACUGUCAAAGAGACACAAACCUGUACACAAUCUCUGGGAACGCUUCACAUGAACGAGUUCCCUUUUUGAUUUAACCAUAAUGAAUCGUUCUAAUUGAUCCCUUCUGAUCACACAAACUGAUCUGCUAUGGUCUGCACUGUCUGUGUGGAAGAGCUUCUCCCAAAAAGCUUUCAGAAACGGCUUUAACAACCCACCAGUUCUCCGGUUGAACAAGAGCAUUCAUCAUCAAGUAAAAACUCAUCAUUUCCUGUUCCUUUUCUUCCAUGUACAUUUUAGUUUAGGCUUUAGUGGUCUUCUUUUUACAAAAUUUGAAUUUACCAAAUGUAUUUAUUGAUGACUGCAUAUUUAUUCAUUUGUAUUUUUGUACUGUUCUCUUUUUCGCUGCGUUUCUUUAUCUUGUUUGUCAUAGUUUUAUUGUCAUCUUACUAGUGUUGUUACUACAGAUGGAAAUCUCUACGGUUUCUUGUGAUUUUAAUUUUAUUCCGUUUUUUUGCCGUGACUAUCUGCGAGUAAGACCCAGCACAUGUGGACCAAUCAAUAAAUGCGUUACUGUGCACAUUUAAAGAGCGGGUAGCAUUUGUAAGAAGGGUAAAUUGAUGAUCAUAUCCUAUUUGUGAUAAGUCUGAUCAGCUCAUAAUUCUGAGUAACCGAAAAGAGAAAAAAAGACAUCAGCGAUAAGAUGAUAAUGAUGUGAUAACAAGCUUAAAACCCUUUUAAUCUGUACGAGCUCAGAUUCCAUCGUUUGGAAUAUUGGGCCUGUUCAGUGUAGUUCAGUUUGAUUGCUAAUUUGAAAUUACGCGAGCCAUUGGUGUGCAUGUAAACAAACUCAUUCACUAGUUAGGGGUCACAAAGUGAAGCAGUCCAACCACUCGCUGGCAAAAAAAAGAGAGAAAAUAAUGCUAUUGAGUGUUUUUUCUGUGGUUCUACACCAUAUCACCGGAAAUGUCCAUGUGUGUCGAUGGAAAACCGCGAGUUUCUUCUGUGUUUGUUUGUCAGCUCUUUAUUUGUCUGGCUGAACUUUUAUUUCACAGCUUUCUACUUGAAUUUACGUAUUUAUUUAUACAAAUCAAUUGGGUCGGACAAGGCGAGCCAACUGUCUGAAUUCCAUUUUAGCCUAGUAGAUUAAAGCCGAUCCCUUUGAGGAACGGCUGUUGUCAAAGCCCGUCGCGUAUAAUGUGUAUGACCGUGGAUUACUUUUAGAUCCAUUUUUUUUUUUUUGCUGAUUGAAGUUUGUAAGUAAAAAAAUAAAAAUGUUCCAAAUUA
Pungitius pungitius (ninespine stickleback) is the source of this 7445-nucleotide messenger RNA. Its product is annotated as helicase ARIP4-like. Gene Ontology annotation, molecular function: ATP-dependent chromatin remodeler activity; ATP binding; ATP hydrolysis activity. The transcript is spliced from 24 exons. The record is from RefSeq and is a predicted model, not a curated record. NCBI's taxonomy places the organism in Eukaryota, Metazoa, Chordata, Actinopteri, Perciformes, Gasterosteidae. The coding region runs from base 348 to 4802 and encodes 1484 amino acids. Gene Ontology annotation, cellular component: nucleus.